This is a messenger RNA of Cordyceps militaris CM01, 1677 nucleotides long. Its product is annotated as MFS transporter, putative. The record is from RefSeq and is a predicted model, not a curated record. Gene Ontology annotation, biological process: transmembrane transport. The transcript is spliced from 5 exons. Gene Ontology annotation, molecular function: transmembrane transporter activity. Lineage: Eukaryota; Fungi; Ascomycota; Sordariomycetes; Hypocreales; Cordycipitaceae. Bases 1 to 1677 code for a protein of 558 amino acids.
AUGACCAAAGAUGGCGAUUCCGGGCCCAAGCUGCCCGUCCAGCAGCUGGCUAUCCUCGCCGUCGCCCGCUUCGCCGAGCCCCUCGCCUACACCUCGGUGAACCCCUACCUCCCCGACAUGAUUCGCGGCUUCGGCAUUCCCGAAAACGACAUUGCCACCUGGGCCGGCCUCACCUCAGCCGCCUUCUCCCUCGCCCAGAGCGUCACCGCCGUGCCCUGGGGCCGCGCCGCCGACCGCUACGGCCGCAAGCCCGUCCUCAUCGCCGGCCUGCUCAGCACCAUGACGUGCUUUAUCAUUUGGGGCCUGUCGACGAGUCUCCCCAUGGCCAUUACCGUCCGCGCCAUUCAAGGUGGCGGCAACGGAAACGUCGGCAUCAUUCGCACCAUGGUGGCGGAAAUGGUGCCGGAGCGCCAGCUCCAACCCCGCGCCUUUUCCAUCAUGCCGCUCGUCUGGUCGCUCGGCUCCGUCGUCGGUCCCGCCUUUGGCGGCUUCUUCGCCAAGCCCGCCGAGCAGUACCCGGCGCUCUUUGGCGGCAUCCCCUUCUUCACCACCUUUCCCUACGCCCUGCCGAAUCUGCUCGCCACCGUCUUCUUCCUCAUUUCCGCCUGCAGCGCCACGUUCUUCCUCAAGGAAACACUCGAGACCAAGCGCGAUCGUACGGAUUGGGGGCUUCUGGUCGGGCAGCGCCUCACGCGCGCCUUUUCGCGGAAGCAGAAAAAAGCGCGCACGUCGUCGUUUGUUGACGGCGAGGCCACGGCGCCGCUCGUCCCGUCCCGGCCGCUGACCCGCGGCCCCGGGAAGCCAGCGACGCUGGCGGACAUCUUUUCGUAUCAGACCGUCGUCACACUCCUGUCGUACUCAUUUCUCGCGUUCCACUCGGUGGCGUACGACCAAAAUAUCACCGUCUUCCUCAGCACGCCCGUCAUCCCGCGCACGCCCGACAACUACAGGCCGCCGCUGUACUUCAACGGCGGCUUCGGCCUCGACCCGGGCACCAUUGGCACCAUCUUCACCAUCUACGGCGUGACCAGCGCCGCGGUGCAGUUCAUCCUCUAUCCGGCUCUGGUCGCGCGCUACGGCGUCUUGCGCACCUUUCAUGUUUGCUCCAUCGCCUUGCCGGUUGUCUACUUCAUCACCCCGUUCGCCUCGCUCCCUGCUACCGCGCGCGGCCGCUUCCUCGCCAUCCUGGGCGUCAUGGUCCUCAAGGCCUUUUGCAUCAUCAUUGCCUUUCCCUCCACCACGAUUCUCCUCACCAACUCGUGCUCAUCGCUGCGCAUCCUCAGCUCCCUCAACGGCUUCGCUACCAUGUUCAGCGCCCUCUGCCGCGCCCUCGGGCCCGCCUCUACCGGCUGGGUCUUUUCCUGGGGCGCCGACCACGGCUACGUCGUCAGCGCCUACUUUUUCCUUGGUCUCGUCGCGCUGAUUGGCGCCGUGCCGGGGUUCUUGAUUAUCGAGGGUGACGGCCCGACGGCCGGUGCGGCGGCGGCGGCGGCGGCGGCGGCGCGCCAGGAGGAGGAGGAGAGAUGCAGCAUGCGGGAUAGCGCUAUCAUGCUGCCGAAUGAGUCGGCCGUGGUGGGCAGCGACGACGACGACGGCGACGGCGAUGAGAGGCGGCCGUUGAUGGCCAGACAGAAAAUUGGCGGCACCAAGUACCGCUCAAUUGCUAGGCGGGAAUAA